Molecule: messenger RNA, 4368 nt
Organism: Alligator sinensis (Chinese alligator)
Lineage: Eukaryota; Metazoa; Chordata; Crocodylia; Alligatoridae
Gene: EPB41
Product: erythrocyte membrane protein band 4.1
Exons: 23
Coding region: 182-3385 (1067 amino acids)
Biological process (GO): cortical actin cytoskeleton organization
Cellular component (GO): plasma membrane; cytoskeleton
Molecular function (GO): structural molecule activity; actin binding
Source: RefSeq, a predicted model, not a curated record
GGCGAUAUGUUUUACUGGACUGACUGUGCAGUUGGGAGAAACAGAGAUGACCUUUCGGGUACCAGCGUACCCUUCCUCCUCAGGUCUCACAUUUUUCCUGCGCUUUCACGACCGCAACAUCACCCAAACGUUACCGUUGUAAAAUCAUGAAAUUUGUCACAGGAACUUAGGCAGUUUCAUCAUGACAACAGAGAAGAGCUUAGUGGCUGAGCCCGAACAUCCUAAGGAACAGCAGCCAAAGGAGGAAGACGUAGCUGCUGAAACUCAUAAGCAAGAGUUUUCUUUGGAGGAAGAGGCUCCCCAACAGGCAUCUGAGGGACAUAAUCAGCCUGGGCAGAAGCAGAAGGCCUCCAACGGUGAUACCCCCACACACGAGGACCAGAGCAAGAAAGAGCACCGCACUUCUGAGGGUCGGGGCCUGUCACGCCUAUUUUCAUCGUUUCUCAAAAGACCCAAAUCUCAAGUCUCUGAAGACGACAAAGAAGCUGAAACUCCAAAGGAACCAGGGGAAGGAGACCAGAAAGAGAGAGACUUAGGAGCCAGCCCUGAUGAAGAGAUUCUGUUGAAGGCUCCAAUAGCGGCACCAGAGCCUGAACUGAAGACUGAUCCAUCUUUAGAUCUUCAUUCACUCAGCAGUGCAGAGACACAGCCUGCUCAGGAGGACAGAAAAGAAGAUCAGGACCCAGACAUCAGAGACUUUGAGGUUAAGGAAGACGGUGGUGUGCAGGAAGAGUGUUCCAGGGCAGAGGUGAAAAGAGAGAACCCGGAGACAAAGGCAGACAAAGACUUAAAGGCCACCCAGAGAACAGUGAAAAAACACAGAAACAUGCACUGCAAAGUUACCUUGCUGGAUGACACCAUUUUUGAGUGUACUAUGGAUAAACAUGCCAAGGGACAGGAUCUGCUAAGAAAAGUAUGUGAGCAUCUCAAUCUUUUGGAAGAAGACUACUUUGGACUCGCCAUAUGGGAUUCUCCAACUGCCAAGACAUGGCUGGAUCCUGCCAAGGAGAUAAAAAAACAGGUUCAUGGAGGUCCCUGGGACUUUACGUUCAAUGUGAAGUUUUAUCCACCAGACCCAGCACAACUGACAGAAGAUAUAACAAGGUAUUAUUUGUGUCUUCAGCUUAGACAAGACAUUGUGACAGGGCGGUUGCCUUGUUCCUUUGCAACGUUGGCCCUGCUGGGUUCUUAUACAGUCCAGUCUGAGCUGGGGGAUUAUGAUCCAGAGCUACAUAAUGCAGAUUAUGCCAGUGAGUUUAAACUGGCCCAAAACCAGACAAAAGAACUUGAAGACAAAGUUAUGGAACUACAUAAAACAUACAGAUCCAUGACUCCAGCACAAGCAGACCUGGAAUUUCUUGAGAAUGCAAAAAAGCUGUCAAUGUAUGGAGUUGAUCUUCACCAAGCCAAGGAUUUGGAGGGAGUAGACAUCAUUCUAGGAGUCUGUUCCAGUGGCCUUCUUGUCUACAAAGAUAAACUGAGAAUCAACCGCUUCCCUUGGCCCAAAGUUCUGAAGAUUUCCUACAAACGCAGCAGCUUUUUUAUUAAGAUUCGGCCAGGGGAGCAGGAACAAUAUGAAAGUACUAUUGGGUUUAAACUGCCUAGUUACCGGGCAGCUAAGAAGCUGUGGAAAGUCUGUGUUGAGCAUCACACAUUUUUCAGGCUAACUUCUACUGAAGCCAUUCCCAAGAGCAGGUUUCUGGCACUGGGAUCUAAAUUCCGUUACAGUGGACGAACACAGGCCCAGACAAGACAGGCUAGCGCCUUGAUUGAUAGACCCGCACCACAGUUUGAACGAACAGCAAGCAAGCGGGCAUCCAGAAGCCUUGAUGGAGCUAAACGUACGACCCAAAAAAUUGAAUUCAGACCUGUAGAGGAGGAGAAGCAGGAGGAGGUGGUGGUGAUGGUUGAGGUUCCAGAAUCAAAACCUGUGGAACAAUUCCAAGAAAAGCCAGCAGUAGCGGUGAUUACACCUGACCGAAGCCCACGACCCACUUCUGCACCAGCCAUUGCUCAGAGCCAUGUAGCUGAACCAACCCCACCAGCUGCAUCUGCCUUCAAGGAAAUGGAGGUUGUUUCUAAAAAAGAGAAGGAAGCUGCAAAAACUGAAGUCAAACAUGAAGAAAUGCCAUCUGACAAGGCCAAGAUGGAGCCAGCUGAAGUGACCAAGGUGGGGAAAGCGCACAUCGAGGUCACAGUACCUACCACAAAUGGUGACCAACUCCAGCAGCCUGCAGAAAAAGAGGAAGAACUGAUAAGAAUGAGGAAGAAAAGAUCAAAGAAACUAGAUGGUGAAAACAUUUAUAUCAGGCAUAGCAAUUUAAUGUUGGAGGAUCUAGAUAAACCUCAAGAAGACAUAAAGAAACACCAUGCCAGCAUCAGCGAGUUAAAGAAGAACUUUAUGGAGUCCGUCCCGGAGCCCCGGCCUAGUGAAUGGGAUAAGCGCCUGUCUACUCACUCCCCUUUCAGAGCACUUAACAUCAAUGGGCAGAUCCCCACAGGAGUAGAAGGAAGUGUCAGUGACUUUCCUUCCCAAGAGGAUGUGGAUGAAAUGACAGAGAGGAAAAGUACUAACCCUGACUUUGAAUGGGAGGGCCCAGAGUGUUCAGUAGCCUUUAGUGAGAACCAAAUACCAACUCCAGCAGAGACUUCACAAAGUCAUGACUUUGGCACUUCCUCUGUAAGCAGCGAGGAGGAGGAGGAGGGAGCUCCUGGCCUCCUUGAGAGCAAGGAGGAGCUAAGAUGUGAAAAGGGGGUGUAUGCAGGUGCAGAAAAGCAGGCUGAUGACUUAGAGCAAUCUGAGGUGGAGACCCCUGUAAUCCCUGCUUCGCCUCCGCUGCAGCCCUUUGAGAGAGAGGAGGUGGCAGAGGAUGUUGAAGAAAAUGUUACGAGAGAGCCACUUAGAAAGCUAAACGGAGAGUGUCAGCACUCGUGUGUUAAUAAUGAGUUUCCUGCAGUCAUUCGCUGUUUUCAGCCACCCCUAGUGAAGACUCAAACAGUCACCAUCUCUGAUGUGUCCAAUGCUGUGAAAAGUGAAAUUCCAACAAAAGAAGUUCCCAUUGUUCACACAGAGACCAAGACUAUCACCUAUGAGGCUGCUCAGACAGAUGAUGGCAAUGGGGAUUUGGACCCUGGAGUCCUGCUGACUGCUCAGACCAUCACCUCUGAGACCCCCAGCAGCACAACCACCACUCAAAUCACAAAGACUGUGAAAGGUGGAAUUUCAGAGACACGGAUUGAAAAAAGAAUCGUCAUCACAGGAGAUGCAGACAUUGACCAUGACCAGGUUCUAGUGCAGGCUAUCAAAGAAGCCAAAGAACAGCAUCCAGACAUGUCUGUGACCAAAGUGGUCGUUCACCAGGAAACUGAGAUCGCUGAAGAAUAGCCAGGUCAGGAAGUUUCUCCCUGACUGAAAGAACGCGAGAAAGACGAAAACCAGCAAAACAACAAGGAAACUACCUGGAGCACAAAGAACUCGGAUUUACAAUCUUUACUCUCAGAAACUGAACCUUCAUAUUGCUUAUUAUUAGGAGUUGUGCUUUGACAUUUACUUGGAAUUUUCCAGAGUACAAUGGAUCCUUUUGAAUAUAGUUUUUUAUAUUGUGACAGACAGUAUGCCAUACUUCUCACUGUACUGAAUGUUUUUUUUUUUACAGGUGUUCAAUUUUGCAUUCCCCCCCACCCCCCAGCCUCUUCCAGAUCCAUUUUUACAGCAGAGGUCCCAGCAAAACCCAUGGGGCUCUCAAAGGAUUGGCAUUUAAGUCCUUUUUUUGUCCAGCCUCAUCAGGUAAAAUGAAGGCAGUCUCACACCCAGGCGAGGCGUGGAAUUUUUAUGUAAUCAAAGAUGGAAAGAAACCUGGCAAUGAGUUCUUCUGCCAGAAGAGUCAGUUUAAUAAGGCAGUGGCAUUUCUGACUGCCUCCUACAGUUGGCCAUAGGUAUUUCCAGAGACUCCAACCCACAAUGUCCAGGUGCACAGAACAGAGUUUCUGCCUUACUCUGAAUUUUCUAGCUUUUGUGGGUUUCAGACCCUUAACGUUGUUUGAACAUGGUAGGGUUUUUGUGAUGUACAUUACACACACACAUUUUAAUAGCUGUCUAGAUUAAGGAAUACUGGAAGUUCCUUCGAGUGUCUCUUAUACUGUGAAUUUUAGAGCUUUUCAAGAGAACUGUGACAGGACACCUCCCCCUUCUGCUCCUCCGAGGACUGCAUCUGCUGAAUGCUACCUACUGAUUUUGUUUUUGCUCUUUAGAUGCCAUUAAAUUAAUAAGCCUAUAGAAGUGUGUGCUUAUGGGGUGUGGGCUCUGAAUGCUAUGAAAUAGGCUAUACAGCUUUCACAGUGAUAGGUUUCUGAGUGUCAUCCAUUUCU